CCCAAAAUGUCAAACAAAUAACAAAGUUUGGGUUGGGUGAACGUGAACAGUGUAAUUUUAUUUUAAAAAACUUAGUUUUUGUUGUAUAUGUAAAGUCCUGUAAAAUGGUUUCAGUAGAAAUAAAUAACUUCAUUCAGUGAAUGUCGGUUUCUUAUCGAAAACAAAAUUCCUGAGACUGUACAGGAUGUUUCGACAGUUUCAUUGAGGUGUAUUUUCUCUUGUGCCCUAAAUGGAUAACACUUUAUUUGCUUGAUUGAAAAUAAACAUAGUUAUCAAAGCCGCAUCAUGAGGGCUAUAUGGGUGCUUCUCUGGAAGAAUGCUAUUAUUAGGAAGAGAAGGUACAUAUUCACGAUAAUGGAGCCCAUAGUGACAUUGGGUUUCUUCAUUUUAUUGUUUGUGUUCCGGAAACCCUUGACGGCAAAAUUACCACCGAAUAUGAUAGAAAAACUGGGCGUGAGACAAACUGAGCCAGUGGAUCUGAUGUUGGCAACCCCAAUGCCUCAGACCAUCUUCUUCUACCCGGACAAUGUACUCACCAGGGAAGUCAUGGAGCUGGCCUGCUACUCUCUUUAUAUGAAUGUCACUGAUUCUGCGCCAGAUCACGGGAAAAGGCGAGCGUGCUACCCGGUGCCAUCUGAGGAUUCUCUGGAUGAUCGCAUCAAGAAUCUCCGGCUGGAUGAAGCUGUUGUUAUAUUUGAGGAUGAGUUCCUGAGUCCCAACUCCAGCGCUGGCCGGCUUCCCGACAGGCUCUCCUACACCUUGCGCAUGAACGAGAACUUCAUGACGCACGUGUACGAGGCACUGGACGAGAGCAACGGACCGCAUGAGAACUUUGGUAUAAUCUACGAGCCGUUCAUGCGUGUGCAGUGGGCCAUAGACUCCAGCUACAUCAGUCUACGUCGGGGGUCCCCAUUGCGACAGAGAGUCCAAGUGCAAGAGUUCCCGCACAACGAGGUAAUACAAGCUGAGAUGGCGAUGACCGUCGUACGCUACGUGCUAGUUCAGUUCCUGGCCGCGGCGUGCCUGGCGCUAGUGUUCAUGGGCGUGGUGGUGCGGCUCAGCGAGGAGCGAGCCAGCGGCGUGCAGGAACUAAUCAAAAUGGCCGGCGUAAAGGGAUCAACGAUAGCUCUAUCCUACAUAAUAGACGCGACACCCAUGGCGAUAAUAUUCUCCGUCAUAGCGACUGUACUGCUGACGGUGACGGAAAACUCGCUAGUCCAGACCACGCACUGGUCGAUAGUGUUUGUGUUUCUACUGCUACUGUAUUACAAUAUCGUAGCGAUGGCUUUUCUGGCGUCGUACCUUAUUAAGAGCCAAUCCCACCUGGUCUCCAUAUCAUUAGUAGUGUACUACUGCUUACUCCUCGUGGCGUACCUCACCACGACGGCGGACGAGCGGCCGCGCGUGUUGAUCGCGCUACCGCACAUGCCCAACACGCGGUUCUGGCCGAGACUACGGACGGCGGAGCUCACUGAUACCCCAGCGACACUGUCAACAGUGUACGACCUGUACCUAGCGCUCAUAGUGCAGGGCGCGGUGUACGCUCUACUGGCCUGGUACGCGAGCAAGGUGCUGCCGGGGCAGUAUGGAGUGCCGCUGCCUUGGAACUUUCUGUUUAGAAAAGACUACUGGCGUGCACCAGUGACGCCCGCGCCCGUGUCGGAGGCGGAUUCUGAGGAGGAUCGCGUGGCGGCGCCGGACCCGAGCUACUUCGAGCCGCCCGCCGACCGCCCCGUGGGCAUCAAGCUGAAUAAUGUCACCAAGGUACUAUACUGGUGUGCGCCGGUGACGCCCGCGCCCGUGUCGGAGGCGGAUUCUGAGGAGGACCGCGUGGCGGCGCCGGACCCGAGCUACUUCGAGCCGCCCGCCGACCGCCCCGUGGGCAUCAAGCUCAAUAACGUCACUAAGGAAUACGGGUCGUGGUACGGGCGCAAGUUCCGCGCGCUCUCCAACGUCACUCUCGACAUAUACAAGGGCGAGAUCACGGUGCUGCUCGGGCAUAAUGGCGCCGGGAAGACGACUCUCAACUCCAUCAUCACUGGCAUGCAAGACGCGACAUCCGGUUCCGUCUACGUACACGGCCACCACUCGGUGAGGGAGCGCGCGGCGCUGCACUCGUUGAUCGGGCUGUGUCCGCAACAGAACAUGUUCCUAGCUGAUCUUACUGUGCUAGAGCAUGUCAUGUUCUUUACUAUGUUGAAAGGCGGUUCGCUGCGCGCGUCACGCGUGUCAUCUAUGCAGCUGCUUCGGGAGAUGCACCUCGAUGGCAAGGCGGCGAGUCGCGUGACGUCGCUGUCCGGCGGCAUGAUGCGGCGCCUGCAGCUCACUAUCGCUCUAGCAGGUGGCGCUGAAGUGCUGAUUUUGGACGAGCCGACUUCAGGCCUCGAUGUGGAAACUCGCAGGGACCUGUGGAAUAAGCUUUUGACGCUCCGAGGCGACAGGACAGUAGUCCUCACCACUCACUUUAUGGAGGAGGCAGACGCGUUGGGCGACCGCGUGGCUUUACUACACGGGGGAAGGGUCAAGUGCCACGCCACGCCCAUGUUCCUGAAGAAGGCUAUCGGAUCCGGCUACCGCCUAACCAUCGCAACCACACCCACCGCCUCAGAGCCCACCAUCACCGCCGCCAUACAGUCGCUGGUGGGCGCGGCGCGGCUCAACAAGCGGGAGGGCAGCUCGCUCACAUACAACCUGCCCGCCGCCGGCAGCGCGCGCUUCCCGCUGCUGUUCAACCACCUGGAGCAGGGGAAGGGGGCGCUAGGUAUUGACUACAUGGGAGUCGGUGUUACUACACUUGAAGAAGUUUUCUUGCGACUUGGUCGAGACUCUGAUGAUGAGAUUGAUACUGUUGGAAGUGAAGUGCCCCCGCAGUUCGACAAGAAGUCUGGCUGGCCGCUGGUGCGCAGCCAGGUGGCAGCACUAGUCGUGAGACAGGCGCGGUUCACGUACUCGAAGAAAAUCGUCUUCCUCGUCUUUGAGACCAUAAUCCCUCUCCUCCUCAUAUACGGGCUGACCUACCUAACCAACACUUCCAACACCAAUCCCAAACCGGCUAUGGGUCGCGUCGGUGGCAAUAGGACCGCCAUGGACUUAGGCCUCUACCGGCGGAUGGGAGAUAGCUCUGUGUUGUACAGAGUUAAUGUUUCGGAGCCGAGGAAUGUUGCGGGGGUCACUAGGCGGUUUGAUAAUGCGAGGGUGGAUGUUAUGAGGGGUAGUGAAGACAUAUCAAAGCUAGCCGCGCAAAACCAUCUCCUCUCAAUCAUCGAUCUAAACGACACGGACGCCAAGGUCCACUUCACAACGAUCGUGCGCCACGCCGCCCCUACCGGCCUGAACUUACUCUCCAACAUGUUAGCCUCUAUCUACCUGGACGACGCGGCGCCUGAUGCUAUCACUACGUACAAUGAUCCAGUCAUCAGUGGAGUGACAAGGAGAGAGGCGGCGAGGAUGGUGAAAGGGAAAGAGAAGGAGAUGAUGAUGAGUUGGAUGUGUUUUGUUUGUUUAUGCCUCCACCUAGCAGUCCUUAGCAACGUGGUCCUGGCCAUCCGUGAGCGCGCGACCGGCUCCCGCGCCUCCUACAUCAUGUGUCGAGUCACACCGACUAUCUACUGGCUCAGCUCACUGGCCUAUCAGCUGCUACUGGCCACGGUGGUGGUGAUGUUGCCGACGUUGGCCAUAGUGGCUCUUGCUGAGACGGACAAGAGUGUGGACUAUGUCUUCAUAUUGUCGAUAUUCGCGAGCGCGUGGCUGGGCACGCUGUCGCUCCUGGCCUUCAUGUACGCGCUCAGCUUCUCGAUGGGCCCCGUGAAGACGCAGCUCAUUGUGCUGGUGCUUGUUGGGCUGUUCGGUAUCUACGCUGCGGGUGAAGUGAUGCGCACUCUGUGGGACGCCAACCUCACUCUGUCUAUAGUGAAAAAAAUAAUAGUCAACCUCGGCAAGAUCAUACCCGCACAUCACUAUAUGACUUCUUUGAUGAAGUCGGGCGAACUGGCUCGUCUGAACUCGCUGUGUCGCAACAACCGGGGCCUGUGCCCCGCCAUCCCCGUGUCGCCGAUGGAAGAGAACUUCGACUUGAAGACUUGCUGCAACACAGGCUCCGUGAUAUCGACGUUCAGCGGCCACAAGCUGUCGCCCCUAGGAGACUGGUUCAUAAUGAUCAUACUCUUCAUGAUCUACAUGGGUCUAACAAUCCUCACGCAAUACGGCUACCUGUCCGGCGGCUGGGACUAUUUCUUCAACACUCUGCUCAAGAAGUACAAGCCGCGAGAGUCGCCCUACGACAACGCACAUGUCAAGAACGAGGCGGCCUAUGUAGCCAAGACUGUUGGGAAACCACAAUCGGGGAUACAAGAGUCUCUAUUGGUCCACGAUUUACACAAGAACUACUUCAAACUGUGCAGCAAGAGCGUCAACGCCGUACGAGGCAUCAACCUCACCGUCAAGAAAGGCGAAUGCUUCGGCCUACUAGGCGUGAACGGCGCGGGCAAGUCCACCACGUUCAAGCUGCUCACCAUGGAGGGCACGCCGACGCGAGGACGCAUGUUCGCCAACGGACACUUCCUGAACGGGAAGCAGAGCCAUGAUUACCUAUGGUCGGUGUCCUACUGCCCCCAACUCCUCGGGCUGGACGAGUUCCUGACGGGGCGCCAGACGCUGCGGCUGCUGCUGACGCUGGCGGGGCUGCGCGCGCGCGACGUCCGCGCAGAGACGGACGCCUGGCUCGAGGUCGUCGGUGAGUGGUGACCCCGACGUGAGUUCCUGACGGGGCGGCAGACGCUGCGGCUGCUGCUGACGCUGGCGGGGCUGCGCGCGCGCGACGUCCGCGCAGAGACGGACGCCUGGCUCGAGGUCGUCGGUCUAACAAAAUACGCGGACAGCCCAGUCUCAACCUACAGCGGGGGCUGCGUGCGGCGACUAGGAACAGCGGGGGCGCUGUGCCGGCGCGCCCCACUCGCGUUGUUGGACGAGCCCACGGCCGGCGUGGACCCCGCGUCGAGGCGCCGUGUGUGGCGCGCGUUAAGGGCCAACAGUAGCGGGAAUAGCAGUGUGUUGAUAUCUUCGCAUAGUAUGGACGAGAUGGAAGCCCUCUGCCACCGCAUCGCGAUCCUGAACCAGGGCUGGGUGUGUGCCCUGGGGGACCUGGGCACCCUGCGCCGCGACCACGCCGCCGGGCACUCGCUGCAGAUCAAGCUGAAGCGAGAAACAACCGAUGUCCAGAUGCAGAAGUUAAAAGAAGAUAUAAAGCAAAAAUUCAAAUGCACCCUCAAAGAUGAACAUAAGUCAAUGCUGUAUUACAACAUCGAUGAAAACCUGCCAUACAGCGACAUGUUCACUCGCAUAGAGGAACUGAAGGCGGGUCACUCUAUCAUCGAAGACUACACCGUUCACGAGAUGACUCUAGAAGAGGUCUUCCUGAACCUGGCCCACGGUAAUGAAGCCAAGAAACAACAGGUCUGAGGAAGGAAUAAUUGGGUUGGGCCGUAUACAGAAAGAUUGCUUUAACUGGUAGAAAAGAUUAUAUUUUGUUUCGUUGGUUUUGGACCUUACUUAGUGACGUAAUUUGUUAAUGAUCAUAAAAAAUAUACUGAUCGUCUAUUGCACCUAUCGUAUUGGUUGGUGUAUUUUUUGCCUAAACCCAUGAAGUUUAGUUCUCUUUCUUCUCUUGGUACAGCUGUAAGUUAAGCAUUAGUACUGUCUGUAUACGGCCUAAGUCACUAAAUGUACGGUAUGGUAAAUCAGACACAUUUCAAAGGAAACUUGAAACUUUGAUGGCACUUUUAGUUUAGCCAGUCAAAGUAUGUUUUAUUCUUAAGGCUCUGAAUCCACCACUUAAUUCCAUUGUAUGGUAGAAGGUAGAAUGGAUUAUGGUUAUUAUACAUUCUUAUAAUUUUUUCACCGUCAAUGAAAUUGUGAGACUGUGAUGAUGGUUGAAGGGGAUGCUCAACAGAUGGCAGAUUCCCCU
Plutella xylostella (diamondback moth) is the source of this 5962-nucleotide messenger RNA. The record is from RefSeq and is a predicted model, not a curated record. NCBI's taxonomy places the organism in Eukaryota, Metazoa, Arthropoda, Insecta, Lepidoptera, Plutellidae.